Molecule: messenger RNA, 1161 nt
Organism: Eucalyptus grandis
Lineage: Eukaryota; Viridiplantae; Streptophyta; Magnoliopsida; Myrtales; Myrtaceae
Product: transcription factor MYB1
Source: RefSeq, a predicted model, not a curated record
CCAUGAUCCGAGGAAACCCAAGAGACGAAGACUCAGAAGUACAUCCGUCCCACUGAACAGCUCCAGUUUCUAUCCGGCACUCGAGUACGGUGAUCGAAAAUCGCGCACGCAAAGCAAAAAGGAGUAUCUCGGACAUGGGAAGAAGCCCUUGCUGCGCGAAAGUGGGCUUGAACAGAGGAGCUUGGACAGUUCAAGAGGACAGAAUUCUUGUUGAUUACAUCCAAUCCCACGGCGAAGGAGGUUGGAGGAACCUCCCCAAGAAAGCAGGCUUGAAGAGAUGCGGCAAGAGUUGCAGGCUCAGGUGGUUGAACUAUUUGAGGCCCGACAUCAAGCGAGGCAACAUAACAGCGGACGAGGAAGAGCUCAUCAUCAGGCUUCACAAUCUCCUGGGGAAUAGGUGGUCUCUGAUCGCGGGGAGAAUCCCAGGGCGAACAGACAAUGAAAUAAAGAAUUACUGGAACACCAUUGUGAGCAAGAAGGUGAAACACCAGCCAAAGCCAUCGAAAGAGACCAAACUCACCAAGUCGAAGGUCAUCGCCAUGUCUCGACCAGCAACCCAAGUGGUGAGGACUAAGGCCUUGAAGUGCUCCAGGGUUUUGUUCCUCAAUCCUCCAAGCCCGCCCCCAAGUCAUGCAAGCAGCAACAUCAUCCAAGCGGACACCGACCCCGCGACCCAAACCAAUGCCAUGCCUGUGGUGAAGAGCAAAAAUGCAGAUGGCAAAGUACCAUGUCUUGCUGGAGGAGAAGAUCAUCUAGCAACGGACUUUGAUUUCAGCGAGAUUGACUUGUCAGAGUUCCUGAACUCCGACUUGUCGGACAAGUUUCGCUGCUUCGACGGUUGCAACUAUGGCUCCUAUAAUAAUACCUCAUUAACUUCUAAUUCUUCUUCGGAACAAGCCAUGAUGUUUUCAGAGGAGAUGGUUCAGAGUUGGAACCUCGGUGGGUGUGCCAAGAUCAAGCAAAUGUGGGGUCCAAUGUUCAAUCUCUCUCUCCACUUCUUGAUUGCGACAAAGGGGAAUGGCUGGCCAGUGGAGUUAUUUGAAUAAAGGAGAGGGACUUCUAUAGAGCAUGUACCAAUGUAUACAGUAGCAAUAGCUAAAAAAUAAAAUAAAAUAAGACUAUUUGGGGGAGGGUAACAUAUGAGCAUCGCACUUUUUCUCC